Messenger RNA from Spodoptera exigua (beet armyworm), 1851 nucleotides. The record is from the annotation of a GenBank genome assembly. Lineage: Eukaryota; Metazoa; Arthropoda; Insecta; Lepidoptera; Noctuidae.
AUGGGUCGGCUCCAACGGAGUGAUACCACGGCCUCACAGAAAGCCGAUGUGCGGAAAUCCUUGUGUUUCGUCAUGAACCGCAUAGAAAGAACCGCGUCCAAACGAUGGCGGGGCACCGUGCGGCGUAUUGUGUCUGCUGCUGUUUAUAACCUGUCCUGUUUCACCCACGGCUGCAGCACAGGAUGGGUGUCCGGAGUACUAGGGAGCGAGGCAUUAACAGGAGGUGCCUGGUUAGCUGCACUACCGUGCCUGGUCGCGUUACCAGCGGCACCAUUUUUCGCAGUGCUAGCUGACGCGAGAGGACGCAAGGCUGGGGCUUUUUGUAUCUGCGUUAGUUUUAUUAUAAGCUGGUCGUUAGCAGCAUGGUGUGGUCCCCGAGGAGUGUGGGCUGCCAGGGUAGCAGCUGGCGCAGGAGGUGCAGGAGCUCUUGCAUUAGCACCUCUGUACUGUGCUGAAAUCGCCCCAAGAACAAGGGGGUUGGCCGCUAUGCCUUCAUUAGCUUGCAGUUGCGGCAUACUAUUCGCGUACGCAGCUGGCGGUGUACUGUCCGCACAUGCACUAUCGUUAUCAAUGGCGGUACCGCCUUGUGUGCUCCUGGUAUCACUCAUCUGGUUGCCAGAGACACCUUCAUUCCUCAUCAGCGUCGGCAGGAUACAGGAUGCAGCAAAAAUAAUCUGCUGGUUCGAUGGUUCCGACUUCCGAGAGGACCUGACGGACGUUAUAGAACAACAAGAAGUCAAGAUUAGGACUUCAGACUGCUACGGGCGACGAGACCCUAUCCGAAGGCAGGACUCGGAUACCUUCCAGCCAAUGCUGAAGAGAAGUAGUGGACUAGACUCUAACUCCGAGAAGAAAAGGGAGCAGUCGGCUUGUAAGGAGCUGUUUCGACACCGACGCACUCGCCGUGCUUUAUUCUCAUGCCUGGUCCUACUGAGCGCUGCAGCUGGAAGUGGCGCCGGCGCAGUCAACAGUUUCGCAGCAGCAGUCUUGCGACACUCCACACACAGUGUUCCACACCUCAACGUUACGGCUUACAACUUUACCAUGUAUAAUGGAACUGCACCUCGCUCACUAUUCGAGCCAUCAGAAGCUGGCUCUAUACUAUGCGGCACUGCACUGGUCCUUGGAGCCGCAGUUGCUACUGUUUCCGUAGACAAACUUGGGAGAAAGAUGUUGCUGCUCUGGUCGUGUUCAGGAAUUACCUGUUGCCUCGCAAUACUAGGAGCGUAUUGUGACCCCAACAUACGUCUGUACUCCUGGUACUCUCACCGCUUGUGGCCUUACAAACGUACGCACAAUCUUAAGGAGAAGGGUUUGCAAUUGACAGAAAACUUCACACAAGUUAAUGUACUCCCGGAAUGGAAGAAUUAUACGAAUGAUAGCUCCAGAUUCAGAGUGGUACUGGAGAAUGAUAGUGUUUCUGAAGAGUGGAAGGUUCAGAAUAUAACUAAUGUGGAAGAAGAUACGGAGAAGCCGGAAGAAAAUUUAUGGGCCCCUGUAGCUCUGAUGUCAGUGGUGCUGUUUUUGUACAAUAUAGGUCUGGGAUCCGUGCCUUAUGUACUUAUAUCUGAAUUGUUUACCAUCAAUGUCCGAAGCCUAGCUUCCAGUCUUCUAAUAUCAUGGAUGUGGCUUAGCAAUUUCUUCAUUCUUCGGUACUAUGGCACUAUCGCCGUCUCUGUAGGCCUCCACGGCACCUACUACAUUUGCGCCUCCAUCACACUCCUGGGAUCCUUAUACAUAUUCUUUAUCAUACCUGAAACCAAAGGGAAGGCCCAAGAACAAAUCGACGAAGACCUCGAUGGACCACUAUUGGUGAUUAAACGAAAGAGAAAGAAUCGUGAUCAGCGAUGA